Messenger RNA from Vespa mandarinia (Asian giant hornet), 2136 nucleotides. RefSeq names its product diphthine methyltransferase. The record is from RefSeq and is a predicted model, not a curated record. Lineage: Eukaryota; Metazoa; Arthropoda; Insecta; Hymenoptera; Vespidae. Gene Ontology annotation, molecular function: diphthine methylesterase activity; protein binding. Gene Ontology annotation, biological process: protein histidyl modification to diphthamide. Gene Ontology annotation, cellular component: cytoplasm.
UCUCGUAAACGUAACACACGUAUAUAACUGUGUGAUUGUAUUACAAUCGUAUACGUUGUUUUAAUGAAAAUACAUUUAACAUAUAUAUUUUUAUUAUUUAUAAUUAAAAUUGUUGAAAACCAAAUGAAAUAUUUAAGAAAGCAUAUUUUCUCUUUUAUUUACAUUUGGGAAGGUUAGGUAAGUAGCACAUAUAUACUGUAAUAGUAUAUAGAGAAAACCCGACUGCGGCGCAACGUCUUGCGGCUGCAAGUUGCAGCGUGCCGAUAAAAAGCUAAGUGAUUGGUUAUUUUUCGCUUAUGUACUUAUUGUACGAUUAUAUAUAAACAGUGCAACUGCAGUUCGUUAUUUAAGGUUGUGUACCUGCUUGUUUUAGAUAUGUUUCAAACUUUAAGUACAUUCGAUACACAACUUUACGCGGACUCUGUGGAAUGGUGUCCCAUAGAACCAUUCAAAGACUUAUUUGUAUGUGGGACGUAUCAACUGAUAGUAUCAACAGAAAGUAUUUCGAAGAAAAAAUCAAAAUCAAGUAGACGUUUAGGCAGAAUAUAUUUGUUUCAAGUCAUUAAAGAUGGUAGUAUGAAGUUGUUGCAACAAUUAGAAACAGAAGGGGUAUUGGAUAUGAAAUGGGCUCACGUUACGUGUAAUCAAAAAAUAUUGUUAGGCGUUGUUAAUUCGUUAGGCUAUUUGCAAAUUUACCAAUUACAAAAUGGAGAUGACGAAAUAUUAAAAUUAAUGACAGAAUUGAAAGUAAACGAUCAGAAGGAAGAAAUUCUAGCAUUAUCCCUCGACUGGUCUACAGGAAAAUAUUCUUGCGAAAAUAAUUCCAUAGCUAAUAUAAUAGUUAGCGAUUCUACUGGUGGCAUAACUUUAUUCGAGUUACAUAAUGACCAAAUGAAAAUUCUAACGUCAUGGUUAUCUCAUGAAUACGAAGCAUGGAUAUCUGCUUUCGAUUAUUGGAAUGUAAACGUAAUAUACACUGGUGGAGACGAUUGUAAAUUUCAACGAUUUGAUAUAAGAACAGGAAAGAAGUUUACCAUGAGCAAUAUGAUCCACACUGCUGGUGUUACUAGUAUUCACAGUAAUGCUGAUAAAGAACAUCUAUUAGCAUCAGGAAGUUAUGACGAAAAAUUACGUUUAUGGGAUACGAGAAAUUUCAAGAGACCGAUUUCAGAAACGAAUUUACACGGUGGUAUUUGGCGUUUGAAAUGGGAUCCUUUCGCGCGUCGAUCUCUAUUGGCAGCUUGCAUGUACGGUGGAUUUAAAGUAAUCGAUUGUCAGAAUAUUGAGACGCCUUCCAUCGUUGAUGAAUAUAAUAACCACGAAAGUUUAUCUUACGGAUGCGAUUGGUCAUUCCUUUCGCGUCAAUGUAUCAUGGAACGAGCUAUAUUUCAAACGAACGAGCAAAACUUAGGAUUAGCGUGUACAUGUACAUUUUACGAUCAUGAUUUAAAACUUUCUGUAGUACGUUUGACUGAAGAAUAAUCAAAUUAUGUAUAUUUAUAAUUAUUACAAAUGUAUACUAUAUACAUCGACAUUUCAUAUAUUACAACAUAUUUAUAUACGAACAUAUUCUAGAAACGUCUUUUGAAAAGAUUUUCUUAUAAACAUUUACAUUUCCUCUCUUAACGUUAGUUUCGAUGACAACCGCGAGUUGGCGGAGAUGUAACAUUUUGUAAUUUCACAUAUUACAAAUCGACGAUAAUUUUGUUACACUUUUAAAAUUCUCAUAGAUAUCAUAUAAAUCUUAAACUUAAUUAAUAAAUUCGAAACAAAUUCUUGGAUAUAAACAACGAUAGACAAAAGUAUGAAACAAAACACAUCAAUAUCUUUAUGCGCGAGAAGUUGGAGAAAAAAAAGAAAGAAUUACGUCGAUUAGUUCGACAAGAUGCCGCUAGAUGGGAGUGCGGCGGAGGCGCGAUCCGCAUUUCGCCGCGGCUAGUUCGAUAAAAAUCAGUCAUAGCCAAGAAGGGGCUGUUUUGAUGUCUGUCUGUCGCUCGACUACAUUUAUUCCUGUUUGAAGGAAAUUAGUGCGUGAUUUACGAGGUGUAAAUUGUUGAUCUAUAGAUCACGGAUUUUUCAUAAUCUCCGAUCGUCCAUCAAACGAGUCAGGAAAAAGAAACGUUCGCCGGUUCCUUC